Messenger RNA from Pseudopodoces humilis (Tibetan ground-tit), 2719 nucleotides. It is a transcript of the gene RGS18, whose product is annotated as regulator of G protein signaling 18. The record is from RefSeq and is a predicted model, not a curated record. Lineage: Eukaryota; Metazoa; Chordata; Aves; Passeriformes; Paridae.
CUGCCACCUCCUGCCACCUGCUCUGGACACAGGGCUGGCCAGGGCAGCAUGUGAGAGCCCCAGGCAGCACGGACCAGGGCCGAGGCAGCCAAGGGAGCCUCACCACAAGCUGUUCCAGAGGAGGAUGGAGAACCCACUGCUUUUAUUCCCCCAGCUCAACGUUUCUGCUGCUGAGGAUAAAGGCCAUUACAGAGCCAUGAGAUCGGCGGUUCGGGAGGAGCCACAGAAGGCAAACAAACCUGGAGCUAAGCAGAAGAGAAACAGGCUGAGCCUGCUCCUGCAGAGACCUGAGUUCCAUGAAGGUGAUCACCUUGGCAAACCUGGAAGCCUGACAAAAGCAGCGAGUGUGUCUCCUGAGGAAGCAGUGAAAUGGGGAAAGUCUUUUGACAAACUGCUUUCUGAGAAAGCUGGGCUGGAUGCCUUCACAAAGUUUCUGAAAACGGAGUUCAGUGAGGAGAACAUUGAGUUCUGGAUAGCCUGCGAGGAUUACAAGAAAAGCAAAAGUGCGCAAGAACUUCUGCCAAAAGCCAAGACCAUUUUUGAAACAUUCAUACAGAAAGAUGCUCCAAAAGAGGUGAACCUGGACUGGCACACGCGGGAGGUGACACGGGUGGCCGUGGCGCAGCCGGGCCGCGGCGCCUUCGAGGCCGCGCAGCGCCACGUGCACGCGCUGAUGGAGCACGACAGCUACCGCCGCUUCCUCGGCUCCGCGGCCUACCUCAGCCUGCUGCGCGGCCAUUCCCGCUCCUGCCGUGUGUAACACAGGGAAUUCCUUCCUGAUAAAUGAACUCUAACUGCUGCUGAAGGUAUUAUUAGAGGCAAGCAAAAGAAUCGGUGUUGCAAGGCAGAUGCACCCCUUUACAGAUGUUACAAAUUGAGGUACAGGAUGGAGUUUGGAAGAUCAGUGAUGUCCCAAGACCAAAACGGCCUUGAGAUGGACAAAAUUAGAACAAUUUAGGCAUUGGGCCUAAAACCCAGUAAUUAUCAGACUAAUUAGUAGACUAACAUAACACAACGCUCAGUACGCUCACACAAACCUGUGAGGUUAUCCAAAGGACAACGAGGAAGAGGAGAAGCCUUCACCAAAAGACCACCAAAAGAAGACUGGAGACCCCCUAACAACAAGUGAGGCACGGGCCGUGAAGGAAAGGGACAUAAAGUCAGAAAAAUGGGAAAUAGGAGGAAACUGUCAGGAAACAUGAAUGAAUAUGUAUAAACACACAGUACAUGAGUUUAGCUUGAGGUGUUUUGUUUUGUACCUGAGGCAGGGUGGGGAACCCCCUCCGUACCCCGGUCGGUUUUGCUUAUGCUUUAAUCAUACUUAAUUACUGGAAAAUUACAUAUAUAAAUUGUAAUUUUUUACUAAACUGUAUUCUUUUCUACCAAAUCACUAUUCAAUUUACUAAAUCACACUCAUUUUUAAUUAAACUGUUAUUAACUCAAGGGACCUAGGUGUCAGAAUUCCAGUUUCAUGUAUGACAGGUGUAUGGGCUGAUGGAGCUAGCGCCGUUUCCUCAGCCCGCAGCAGCGGGGAGUGCCCCGAACCCCAGCCCAGCGCCCGGGAAACGCGCUCAGCCCGCCUCAGACCGCUGCAGAACAACCUCACUUCCCUGGAGGAGUAGGGGAUGUGUCGCCAAGCCGCGGCAUGCAGAGUUUUCACACAGCUCUGAUCAGAUUUGGGGGGAAAAAUCUGAAUUUCCAGCUUAAAGAUGUCCUGUAAAGUGGUGUUUGAUGUUAUCCAGCUCGUUCCCUGGGUCUCUACUGCUUAGGCCAGAGUUUCAUCGCAGGCAGGAUCUCCGUAUCCAGUCUCUGCACAUAUUUAUGGUUUUUGGAAUAUUUCCUACACUGAGCACAGAGAAUUUGUGGUAUUUUCUCAUGCUGUAAAACACACAGGAACAUUAUCAGGUAUAAUGCAAAGUUACAUGAAUUUUAACUAAAGACACCGCAUAAUUAAAUCUGUAAUUAAAAUGUAGCCAUUGCCUAUUUUAAGAAGAACAUUAAAAUACCAAUGUAAUUUUUUGGGGGUACACUUUUCUUGUUCCACAUGUCUGUUCUCUAUUUUUAAGUUAUGCUGUGUAUAUUAGCUUUGGCAUCAAAUACAGGUAUUCUAAUUUUUUUGCAGCUAAAUGAGCAGCAACAAAGGGCCAAGAAUGGUAUUUUGACACAGUGUGUAUCCUUAAAUACUUUGCCAUGCCAAUGUGUAUAUAUAUAUAUAUAUAUAAAAUAUUUCUACUUUUAUUUAUAGUCAUGGUACACCAACUUUGCUACUAAACUUCGUUUUAAUUUUUUUUCUGCCUUUUAUUUUGAAAAUGUAUCUGAAAAUUAACAGUUCUUGGACUGAGGCAGAGCAACUUCCAGUUCCACUGGCCAUUAAUAUCCUCUCUAUAGGCUACAGAUGCAGAAGGAGAAAUCUUUUUUAUUUCUUUACUAUCAAAGACAGACGUAUUUUUCUGUAGUUGGCACACACAGUCAUUCUGUCCUCCUCAUUCACAGUCUUGCUGCAGACAUACCUUGAAGCUUGGGGCAGUUCUUAAACAUUGGUCCAGUUUAGGAAGCAGCUGCAGGAUUUAUCUGGAACUAUGACUCGUAUAUUCAGUUGCUGCUUGUGCAAUUUAAGCUUUCUCCCUUUCUCCCCCUUUCUGUAAGUGCUGAAGGAGAAGAGGUGCAGCUCCUGAGGAUGGGACUUUGUGUUCAUGGUUAAUUUGGGGUGUAUGUGAAC